AUGCUGCAGUUUCUGGCGAGCGCCUGCAUACUGUUCUUGGUGCUGCUCUGCGUCACCACUGUGCGAGGUAUCGGUGAGCUGCAAUACGGAACGUGGGAUGUGCGCACUCUUUUACCAGGGCGUGGCGCUGUGCCGCCCAACUACGAGCUAACUGUGCAGCCAGAGAAGUGGACGGUUAGGGAGAGGGACGCUGGCCGCAUCGGUCGCUUUUUCGACUACGCUGCUGCGCGUGUUGGGCUUGUUUACGCUGGUGUCCCCAGCAGCGAACAUGCGGUGUGCCGCAUGCCCCCGUCCUUGGCACUCAAGCUUGCCGCUGUCCGUACUGACGACGGCAUUCGGCUCGAGUGCCAGACAGUGUGGUUUUCCGCGUUCGCAUUGCUCUCAUUUGAGAUGGAUGGUCUUCUGCAUCGCCGCUUUGACCCUGCUGAGCCGCUGUACAGCGCCGAAAACGGGAGCUGCCUUUCUACCCCAUGGCGGGUGCAGGAGCUCUUCGUAGCAAGGAUGGGAGAAGGCGUGUUGCUGCUCACCGGCGUUCUCGUCGGCGGCACAUCAGACACGCGGGAGUCGUGCAACGUAUAUUUGGAGGUCAGACAUCGCCCUAUCUCGUCGGCGAAGGAUUUGUCGUCGGCAAACGCCUAUGCCCCCGUCACGAUGCUCCUUGUUGUCGUUGCUGUGCGCCUGCUACCGCGUUAUAUUUUGACCCGAAGAGGUCAAUUGGACAAGACGAGUUACCGCGGCAAGAAUCCCGCCAACUUGACACCAGCUCAACGCCUCCAGCUGCUGCGUCAGCAAAAGGAGAUCAUUGAAAAGAUGAAGGCGGAGGAUCGCGCCAACGCAGCCAGAGGUACUGCAGUCUAA
Leishmania braziliensis MHOM/BR/75/M2904 is the source of this 858-nucleotide messenger RNA. RefSeq lists its product as hypothetical. The coding region runs from base 1 to 858 and encodes 285 amino acids. NCBI's taxonomy places the organism in Eukaryota, Euglenozoa, Kinetoplastea, Trypanosomatida, Trypanosomatidae. The record is from RefSeq and is a predicted model, not a curated record. The transcript has a single exon.